GUUUAGGUGCUGCGAAGGAUUAUUGAAACACUGUUUCUCUGUGAUUCACAGUCUCACUUGACUGACUCAGAUGAGUUGGAAACAUGGUGCCAUUGUAGAAUUUUUAAUUACUGUCUGGUGCUUCUUUGUUUCUUGAGACAACUUGUUUUUCCUCGGUCUCUGAGUUUGGGAUUUUUUCCGGGGGCAGAUCCUCCACGCUGUGUUUGAGAAGAAACACUUUCACGGGACUGUUUGAGCCAACUGUUGCAUUCUCUGCAAGCUAAGAGGCUUGCAGAGGAAUUCCGCCAGGGAGAUUAAACGCUGUGUUGCUUUUAACACAAGCCACUUUUUUCAAGUGGACUACUUUAGACCCACGAUGUUGGGCAGGGUUACUUUAUGUUAGUUCCCACAGGGCUGCAGACAACAUUUUGACAUUUUUGUCCAUUCUUCUCUCGCAGUGGAUGUCUUCCUGUUGAUUCCUCUGUGGUAAUGGAGAACUCAUUCAACAAGAAACAAUCCCAGCACCUAGACAUUUCAGUAAUUCUUUCUUUGUUUUAAUUGUGCAUUCACACAAGUAGCAUGGACCUUGUGCUUUGUGUCGUUGCUGAGGCUCAUACAUUGCUGGCACGAUUUCAGCGUAUUAAUAGCAGGUUUUAAAAAAAGAGACAAUGCUGAUUUUCAUCUUGGUUCUUGAGCCAACACAAGGAAGCAAAAAGAAAAAUAGAUUCAAAGCUUCCUUCAUGGGCUUCAUAGUGUCUUUUCUGACGAUGUUCCAAAUCAGAGUUUCUGGCAUGUCAAGCUUGAGGUCAUUUUUUGCAGUUAUGAUUCAGUUGCUAUGAGUCCGGCUCAAGAGGUUUGAUAAUCUGGGUAUAUAUAGAUUGAGAUAGAAAGCAGAGUCACGUGACAAAAUGUAAAGGUUGGGGUCACUCUUCUAAGCUGCACAGCAGAUUUUCCUGGACAUACAUUCCAAAAAUUGUUCCGUGAACCUUUUAGUAAACAGCCAACACUCAGAAGGAUAUAGGAUAAAAGUUCUAACCAAACCACCGCUCAGCUGAAGUGUUGGCUGUCGGCAGCAAGAUAAGAGAAAAUGAACAAGUGAUGAUGAGUCAGUGAUUUGUUGGGGGGCCUGGGGGGGAGUUGCAGGGUUUUGCUCAUGGGCAAUGUCGACGGACCUGUUGCCCUUAGGAAACUUUCUCUUAGUGCUGGUCUCUCGCGCUCACACUUUCUGCUUCGGGCUGGUGCACGGAUAUCCGCUCCGUACGCAGACACCUGCCGGUCAUGCUCAGUUUGAAUUUGGUUGUCGGUUAUUUGUUUCUGAAUGGUGCAAUAGCUAGCUCGCUGUCUUCUGCAUAUAAGGCAUGAUUUGGUUCAACACACCACGUCACCGGCUCUCACACCACAGGCAUGUGACAGCCGACUUGAGGUAAACCUGUUUGCAAUGUAAGGCUAACCACAUAGUUUAUUCCGUUUGAUUAACUUACAUCUGAAAUCAACAGCAAAGAGGCGAUAAUGUGCCUCAUCUUUUCAACAAAGAAUCGUUGAUUGAUUAGCUCAAGUAGAGUGAAGUUAAGGUGUCUGAUGUGCACGUGAGAGGACAUUAAGGUUUCCGUUCCUGAGGCCAGAGGCUUCGUCGUUGACGUCCAUUAGACUUGAACCACAUUGGACAAUGUCGCUGUUUCAGCCAAAGUAUCACUAGGUGGGAUUGUAAAAGUGUAGCAGCAGGUAACAGAUUCGAUUGUUUGAGCCUGAGAGGAAGUUGAAGGCCAUCAGGCAUGCAGGCAAGCAGGCAGGGCGUGUCCCCUCGGAGUGGCGAGGGAGUGGACAGGUGUGAAGUAUGUGUUGAUGUACAGGGAGUCGUCACUCCCUCCUGCAUUCCAGCCCGGCUCCACUCAGCUCACACACACGCCGCACAGCCCCGAGCACCAGCAGGCUCGCAACAUCCCCUCCUGUCACCACACAGGGAAAGUUGGAGCCGUGGACAGAUUUGCAUCGCACCCGCAUGGUGUCGAAACCUCUCUGAGACUGGAUAGAGCUAGGUUGCCGGACAGUGACUCCUGGAUUCCUUUAGCAAGGUGGAUAUGGGAGGCAGAGAGGAGGUAGAGGUGAGCAGGCUCAGGUCCAACAUGCAGUUUCCACACACCAGGCUGAGCCGGUUGAGGCUCCGUCCUGUCCAGAGCCCACUGAGGGGCAAGCGCGUGAAGCCGUCCCUCUACAGGAAAAAAUCCAGAGACCCCAGCCCCACCGAGAUGAGCGUGGAGCCCUGGGCCAGCCCGCAGGACCAGGCAGCCGCUGAGCACGCACACAGCACGCACGCGCUCCCCGCCCAGGAUCAGGAGCAGCACCCCGACAAACUGUGCCUGGACUCUUUCUGGAGUGAGGUGGAGACCAUCCGCCAGGGGAGUGGCUACUCAGACCUCGACUGCACCAGGAGAGACUCCAGACAGUCAGAAGAAGGUGAACAGGAGGAGCAGUGGUUGGCCGAUGCUGGUUUGUCGACCCUCAUCGGUGAGGAAAGUGGCGAUGUGGACAACGUGGUGCUGAUGUCCACCCUGACCCGCACGCAGGCCGAGGCCGUCCAGCGUCGGCUGGAUUCCUACACACUGUCCCUCCGCAAGAGGAACAAGUCGGCGCCCCGCGACGUCCGCGACAUCUUCGACUCCCCCAUCACUCAGACCCUCAUGCCUGAGGCCCAGCCUAGUGACGACCUCGCCCAACACAGCAUGGCUUCGGUUGCCAAAACCCCACUGUCGGCCGUGACGCCGGAGCAUCAACGACGGGCUCCCAAAGAGGAAUUCUUCAUCACCGAAGUGGCUUACUGCGAACAGGCCGUCAUCUUCCUCAAACAGGCCAAACUGCCGCAGAACAGCAGUCAGCGCAGGAAAGAGGACGGCACCCUGCCUCGGGUGAUCUGCCCCAAGUGCCGUCUAGGAGUGACUCGAAUCCAAGACCUCUCCCACGCUGACAUGAAGAAGGUGCGUCAGUUGGCUCUCAUCGACAUGACGGCGCUGUGCGACCUCCUGGAGCUCGAGGUCAAAAGGCACAAAAGCGGCAAGAGGAAAAUCCCAGAGAGCCCUCUCUUCGGCGUGCAGCUGGCCACACUGCUGGAGAACGAUCAGAAAACGAAGCCCAACACCUCGACUCCUCUCUUCCUGCAGGCGUUGUUGUCGUUUUUGGAGAAGAGAGGAGUCGACUCCGAGGGGAUCCUGCGGGUUCCAGGGUCUCAGUCCAGAAUCAAGCUGCUGCAGCAGAACUUGGAGGCCAACUUCUACUCGGGGAAGGUGAGCUGGGAUGAGGUGAGUCCCAACGACGCUGCUGCGCUGCUGAAGAAGUUCAUCCGGGAGCUUCCCGCUCCGCUGCUCACCGCCGAGUAUCUCAACACCUUCAGUGCCGUCAGAGACAUCACGGAGCUGAAGCAGAAACUCCACAUGUUGAACCUGCUCAUCCUGCUGCUGCCUGAGCCCAACAGGAACACGCUGAAGGCCCUCCUCGAGUUCCUCAGUAAGGUGGUUUCCAGGGAGAAGAGGAACAGGAUGAACCUGUGGGCCGUGGCGACCAUCAUGGCUCCCAACCUCUUCCUCCACAAGGCCGUGCCCAGCAGACUGACGGAGGGGGCGGAGAAAGGACAUGCGGAGAAGGCAGCCGACGUUAUGAGGCUCCUCAUCCGCUACCAGGACCUGCUGUGGACGAUCCCCAACUUCCUCAUGAGCCAGGUGCGCAAGCUGAAUGAGAACAGUAACCGUCGUUACCAGUUCUACGAUCGUCGCAUCAAGAACCUGCUGAGGAAGAUCCACACAGACAGCCGAGAAAAACCUGAUAAAAACACCUCGGAGCCGUGCCGUACGGUGAAGAUCCAGGUCGGGGAUCUGGUGAGCAGCACCAUGGAGUUCCAGCUCAACAUCCACUCACGGACCGCAGACCUGCUCGCCCAGUUCCACCGCCAGUUCCUCCGCAGCCCCGAGAACGGAAAGGGCAAAAUGCGAAGAAACGGCUCUGUGGCGGCUCCAGACUGUGCCCUGUACGAAGUGGGAGGGAACAUCGGUGAGCACUGUCUGGAUCCCGACACACACCUGCUGGAUUUGUACAACAGUAACCCAGGAGGGGAGUGGGUCAUCAAACUGAAGCCCAACGCCAGCGGAGGACUGUGACACGGAGUCCGCGAACAAAAUGAAGGACGGACAGAUCCGGGAACGGGGGUCUCUGAAGAUGACAAUAGCGGAGCCUGAGAAAAAAAAUGGAACCCGUGCAGCCUCCUGUUCAACCUUUCUUUGAGCAACAUGCGAGAGAGGGAGACAGAUGGAGGAAGCAGACACAGAAAAAGAGAAAAAGGGAGAAUCUGCCAGGAGCGGAGUCUAAAAAAAAACAAAAAACGUCCAUGAUCAGAUGGAGCACGCACUUUCCCCUCCGUCUUCUCUCCCCCUCAACUCCAUCAUUUCUCUCCGGGGGCCGCGACGCCGAAAGCAAAAAAGCUGCCGACGUGACUCAUUACUUCCGACAGAGAACCUGCUGCACAGAGAAGGGAGGAGAGACCGUCGCUCCUCUCCAGCAAUUGUUCAGCCGUUGGAGAGCAGAUGGGGAUGCAGAGCACCUCUGGCUAUUGGGAGCCCUCGUCCCUCCUCCUCUUCUCGGGCCAGUCAGACGCCGGGUUUUUUUUUCUCCUGUGAGUCUCAUUCAUGAGAAACUAUGACAAUUUUAAACAAGUUGUUAUUUCAUAUAAGAGAAAAAGAGCAUUUAUCUUAAGACGGAUGUCUCAGUUGACUUUGGACUCAGCAUCUGUGACCACAUGAUUUUGCGAUCGGAACACUCACACAGACACGGCAGAUUUUUUUUGCCAGUUUCAGUCAGAUUUUAGUCGAGAUCUUUUUAAAAUAUGAGAAUGUGUAACUCUGUAAUGGUCUGAGUUGUUACUUCAGCAUUUUGUCCUGCACGUGUGGGCUUAUACAAAGCUGAUUAGAAACCCAGGUUCCUCUAAUCCUGAUUUCAAAGACCAGUUUGAAAAAGCUUACCGGAGAAAAAAACGACUGAAAAUCACACUGACGGCAAGUUGAGGCCGAUCUAGUUUAGAAUGUGCAGUUUGUAAACAGUUUGUAUCUUGUUUUAGAUGAAAACCGAAUGCUAGUGGAGCAGAGGCGAACCUGGAAAUGGAGCUGGGGACUUCGGCUCUUUGUAAACAAACAAUUACGGGCCGAUCAAUCGACUAAUCGACUGCUGGAUCUUCAUUACUUGCUCGUUCUCUCCCUCUCUCUCGCCGCCACGUCCGUUUUUUUCGCGGCUCAGACAUUUCCAUCACCAGGUAAACGAAGACGGAGGAUUUUUCUCCUCGGCGUCGGCUCCGUUCAGCGCCUGUGCCGUUCACAGAGGGAGAGACCCUGGUGAGCCGAUAUCCCCCCUUUAUCUGUGAAACCCUGCGAUCUCCUGGGCCUUAUGAAAAAGAAAUCCAUGGACUUCCAAGGACCCUUGACCUGUACAGAACAAUGCUCCAAGAGACUUCCUUUCUUCGUCUUUUUUGAUACCAGGGGAUAUGGUGUCACGACCUCGAGGACGGUGAUUGUAUCUCUAAAAAAAAAAAAGGGAGUUGUUAAGGACUCACGGUGAAGCUGGUCUUCAGUUGGCCUUUUUAAACACAUGAAUGGAGCCGGAAGUGCUGGAGUGAUUAUUAUUAUUUAUAUGAAUGUAUUACAAUUGUUGCAUCUGUAUCUGAUAAGUAUUCUCUAGGGUAGACAGAUUUUUAGGAUGUGGUCUUGUGUGAAGUCGCCCAUACUCAGUGUGGGAAUUUCCAGUGUUGUUGUACAUAUUUCAUUUUCUUUUUUUUUUUUGAUGGGCCUCUUCACAUCUGUUUCUCCUGAACAGUGCAGGAAGAUGAACUCGCUGUGUAAAUAUUUCUCAGCCGCGCACUGAAAUCGCCGCAGUCGGACGGUUUGUCGCGACCGCGUUGCCUGCACAAAGCCAGUAAGUUAUUUCCAAGCAGCAAAUGAAUGUGUGGAACAUUUUCUCCGUGUCCGUCGUCAGACGAGAAUCAUUUAGACCCCUCACAAAACCGGAGCCAUGUUGGUGCUUCCGCGGCCAUUUUGUGGAAGUGCCUCGCGCACUCCACUCGAUAGACAGAGUAAUGACAGCCCGGCCCGGGAACCGACAUCCAUCACCGCGCUCUGCUCCGUCUCUGUCACCUCCCCAUAAUGGACCAUAAUGGCAGCGUAGUGCUCGCAUCCGAAAAAAAGGCGCAGAGGAAUCACAUUUCUUUGAUAAAGGCGAAAGGUAAUAAAUGGCCAUUAUAGAUUCUGAUGCCCUGGACCUGACGACAGCAGCAGGAGCGUGCAUGCAUGCAUAUGUGUGUGUGUGUGUGUGUGUGUGUGUGUGUGUGUGUGUGUGUGUGUGUGUGUGUGUGUGUGUGUGUGUGUGUGUGUGUGUGUGUGUGUGUGUGUGUGUGUGUGUGUGUGUGUGUGUGUGUGUGUGUGUGUGUGUGUGUGUGCGCACGUGCGUGCGUGUGUGUGUGCGCACGUGUGUGAUGAGCUUCAUUACACAAGUCCAAUUGGCCUGUCCCAGGGUCCCGGGCACAGUUCAGUGCCUCGGCACAAAGCGAGCUGAUGAAACUGCCUUCUGCUGACAAUCAGGAGAAGUAGGUCACCUCUGAAGCAGCAUCCCAGAGGGCAAGCAGUGUGAGUCCACACACACACACACACCCUGGAGGAGCGGAGCACAUGGAUGCAUAUUGUCUAAACACACACAUGACACACACAUGGACAACCCCCCCCCCACCCCCUCGAAAAGGGGGGCAAAAGUUCACACUACAUCGGUUUUCUGUUGUUUGUGUUUGUAUAUAUGUGAUUGUGUUUGUGUGUGAGAGGGAAAGACAAAUCUUCCUUCGGGGUAAAUCUCUCCGAAACACUUUUAUCUAUAUGAUUACUCGAGACUAAACGAUGGACACUUAUGCGGACGCUUGUUCCCUUUAAUGAUCAAAGUGUACACGCAGAGCCUUUUAUUGUCUUCAUCAGCAUCCAACUUCUGUUGUGGGCGAAGACGUUAGUCUUCAGUCCGCAGACAUCCGAAUGUAUAUUUAUGCCCUUUACACAAGUCAUUGUUUUUUAAUAGGUGUGUGUGUGUGUGUGUGUGUGUGUGUGUGCGUGUGUGAAAAUACUUUAGAUUUUUCUGUAGGAGGAAAAAAACUUUUGAAAAAAUGUCCCUUUUUCUAUAUCAAUAAAUGUGAAUCUGAUGUUGUGCUAAA
Scophthalmus maximus (turbot) is the source of this 7198-nucleotide messenger RNA. Its product is annotated as rho GTPase-activating protein 40. Gene Ontology annotation, cellular component: cytoplasm. Gene Ontology annotation, molecular function: GTPase activator activity. Bases 2058 to 4124 code for a protein of 688 amino acids. The record is from RefSeq and is a predicted model, not a curated record. Lineage: Eukaryota; Metazoa; Chordata; Actinopteri; Pleuronectiformes; Scophthalmidae. Gene Ontology annotation, biological process: regulation of small GTPase mediated signal transduction; regulation of actin filament polymerization; signal transduction. The transcript is spliced from 15 exons.